This is a messenger RNA of Thunnus maccoyii (southern bluefin tuna), 5495 nucleotides long. Its product is annotated as homeodomain-interacting protein kinase 1-like. The coding region runs from base 1273 to 2622 and encodes 449 amino acids. Gene Ontology annotation, biological process: peptidyl-threonine phosphorylation; peptidyl-serine phosphorylation. Lineage: Eukaryota; Metazoa; Chordata; Actinopteri; Scombriformes; Scombridae. Gene Ontology annotation, cellular component: nucleus; cytoplasm. The transcript is spliced from 8 exons. The record is from RefSeq and is a predicted model, not a curated record. Gene Ontology annotation, molecular function: ATP binding; protein serine/threonine kinase activity; protein tyrosine kinase activity.
UUGAGUCUUGUGGGGUUGUAAUUGGCAGUAUCCAUCCUGGAAGUGUAAUCAUAUUAGGAUUUUGUUAUUCCUUAGGCGUUUUGAGGGAGUUGAUGCAGUGGACCACCCCAGACCUGUAGGAGGGAUCUGGUCCAAUGUUGGUUGCUGAUGUUCUUUCUUUUCAUUGUUGGUUGUUUAGUUUCUUUGUCUGACCAGCCCAAUCUUUGUCCUUAUUAUUUUUUUUAUUUAGUUUCAUUUAUUAAUUUAUAUUUUCUUGGCAGCUGAUGCAAGGUCCGCUUCUCUCCUACUUCUCCUUGACCUGAGCGCUGCAUUUGACACUGUGGAUCACACUAUCCUCUUAUGUUGUGUUCACACCAAACGCGAAGCAAAUUUUCGCCUUGCGUUACUCAUGCAAGAUUGAAAGCAGAAACAUAUGUUUUUAUUCGCGUAAUUUGCGCAAGUUUGGCUGCGGAAUCAUUUGUGCUUAUUCUCCCCAAACAGCCAGUGAUGUUACUGAAGCUCAGCCUGCCUGCCACCUCAGUCCUCCUGCUAACAACAUUCAUACCGAUACUUCAUCUCUGUUCAUUUUGCUGUGAUAAACUGCAUUAACCCACAAAACUCCCCCCACAAAUCAGUUUAUUUACUUCACUUCCCAGACGACAACUACAGACCUUAAAGUGGUAUGAACCCAAAAUAAAUAAAUAAAAAAAUAAUUGCAAUAAACAAAUCAAAAGGAUGCCGCAAUUACUACAACAUGAUGCCGAUUUGUACAAAGUCUAAAUUUAUCCUUUGUCAGGUCUGUCCACAAGACGACAAGCAAACAACUUUCAAAAUGCUUAUUUUCUGAAUGGAGUUCCGAUCGAUCAGUUAUGCUUUGUCAAUAUUGUAGCUGCUCCAUCCACACAAAGUAAUGUCAUCUAAAGGCAUAAAUACAGCAGCGACACGUUUAAACACAUAGAUAUCUACUAGUUUAAAUUUAAAAUUAUGUAAAGUCACCGGCAUUUAGUAGGUUGUUAUUGAUGAUAGCAGCCGGGGGGGGGGUGUGUGUGACUCUGGUGUUAGCUCCAGUUAGGUUGAGAUGCAAGACUGAAGAUAAAUCAGUUUAAAAGUUAAAAAAAUAAACUCCUCCCGCCGGUAAACGGUGUGUGUGAAGUGGUCGUGGGGGGCAGUGGGGGAGAGUGGGGGACAGAGGAGGACGGGUGUCUGCUGUCCUCCUCAGGGCGAGAUCUCUUACAUCAAUGUAAUGUACGUCAUUGUUUUUAUGCUAAUCUAUGAUUGGCCAAGACACGUAAAAUGAUGUUCCAAAGGAGGCUGUCCUCCCUAACCAAUCAACAACCAGAAUGCGAUAUUGACAUCGCAUUGGUUUCGUCAUCUAAUUAUAGGGAAACCCACUUCAAGAAAUACAAGAUCUUGAAAAGAGUCGGAGAGGGCAGCUUUGGACAUGUAUUCAAAUGCGUCCACACAGAAACUGAACAGAUUGUUGCCAUUAAAGAAAAGUGUUGGGCUUUGGACAAUGAGGCAUGUAUCCUAAAAAAAAUGAUGGAAAAAAAGCUUGACAAAUGUAAUAUUGUCAAGUUCUGUGAUGGAUUUUUGGGGAACCGAUGUCUUGUCUUUGAGAACUUAGAUAUCACCCUGGAGGGGUUCCUCUCAGAAAUAAAGACCGCCAUGCGUCUCCAAGAUGUCAGAACAAUCAUCCAACAGAUGGCCGUAGCAUUUGAUGCCCUGAAGAGCAUCGGAGUGAUCCACACCGAUGUUCGCACCAAUAACAUCAUGCUGGUGGAUCGUGUCAGACCAUUCCGGGUGAAGCUGAUUGGUUUUGACAUGGCUAUUCCCAGCCACAAAGCCAAGAAGAGCAUGGUUGAUCAUGGCAGUUUCUACAGAGCUCCAGAAAUUAUGUUGGGAUUACCAUUUUCUGAGGCCAUUGACAUGUGGUCGCUGGGCUGUGUGAUGGCAGAAAUGGUUGUGGGCUCAACACUGUUCCCGGGGAGGAGUGACCAUGAGACGCUACGGUAUAUCAUUGACAUCCUGGGUCCGCGACCAGACCACAUUAUUAAGGAAGGAAGGAAAUCAAGGGAAUACUUCCAGUCGGAUUCCCAACAAUGGAGGCUCACGGAAUUCUCGGUAUGGUGUAAGACUGAUGACAGGUCCUACUCAUUCCGGUCCCUGGAUGAAAUAAUAAAGAUGUGUCUGAAGAAAGUUAGAAGAUCAAGGGAGUGCAUCAACCUGUUAAAGGCCAUGUUCCCGUGGGAUGGGAGGGAGAGGAUUACCCCCAACAAAGAACUCACCCAUCCGUUUAUUACCAGGAGCUACCGUAACAAAUAUGGGCAUGUCAAAAAAACUCUGGAGACUGCAUCAAAUGAACCCGGCCCAACAGACACACCCAGCAAGAACCAGGAAGCUGAACCUGAAAGCAACGAGGUAGCCGAACCCAACUUGAACCAGGAAGCUGAACCUGGAACCAAUGAGGUAGACGAACCCAGCAUGAACCAGGAAGCUGAACCCGGAACCAAUGAGGUAGACGAACCCAGCAUGGAGGGAGAUGAUGAGAUGGAUUCUGGGGUAAUGUACGCCGCACAGUGCCAACAGGUGUCAUCAUGGUUCAGCCUCUACCUCCUGCAUUCAGUCUUCCACCGGUGGAGCUGAUAUCCUGUUUGCGAGAGGCACAGGCUGAACCUGGAACCAACGAGGAAGAGGAGGGAUACUGGAGUGCUAUAUGCCGCAUAGCGCCAUCAGGCGUCCUUAUGGUUCAGCCAUGUUGUGCUUGUGCUCCGGUUCCCGCUCCCGACCCCACCCCCGCUCCCGCCCCCGCUCAUGCUCCGGCUCCUGGCACUGUUCUGGAUGACACCAAUAACCUGGAUAGAACAGAUGACAGUGAGCCGAAGAAGAAGAAGAGUAACGGCUUCAAACGUUUCUGCUCCCGGUGGAAGAGGACAUUUUGUUCAUGCUGCUGCGUGAAUGUCGUGGAGGACUGAAGCUCUCUGUGAAGGCUUUAUAGCAAAAACAAUAUAAAGCUUUUGUAGUUCUUUAUAUGGGCAGCAUGGUGGUUUAGUGGCUAGCACUGUGGCCUCACAGCACAAGAUGGCCGUGGUCUUUUCUGUGUGGAGUUUGUAUGUUCUCCCCAUGUCUGCGUGGGUUUUCCACAGGGUGCUCUGGUUUCCUCCCACAGUCCAAAGACAUGCAUUCUAGGUUCAUUGGAGACUCGAAAUUCUCACUAAAUCUGACAUCAUCUGAAAUCUGGAUUCAAUCAAGGUUACAAUCUUGCCACAGAAUAUAAAAUACUAAAUACUGUCAAAAGUUAAACAUUGUUUGAAAAUACAAGAGUCCAGGAAAAAUAGUCAAAAAAUUUCUUCACACAUUUAACAUAUUAAAUAAUCUCACAUCUUAGCAUCUGAUAUCUUCCUUUUUCUGGGCAAAAUACAAGAAAAAAUAAAUCUACAAUAAUAAUUUGUCCAACUUCUUAUGUGUUUCUAUAGGAAUCUGAACUGCAUUAUGUUUGAAAUAAAUCAAAUUCGGAUAUCAAUUUUUAUUUAGUUUUUUUUCCUGGAGCUGCCUUAUAGUGUUGCAAUAUAUAUAUUACUAACUUCCUUACUUGACGGUUAAUUGAACACAGUAGCUUGCAACAACUAACCAUAAUUUCCAAUGAAGUUGCCAGUUAUCAAACCUAUGAAACCCUUUAUGUGCUUUACCCAUUAUUGAUGCUUUCAAAACAUCCCUGACUCCACCCAAGUAAAAUAGGGUCGGAGAAGCUGAUGGAGGAAAUGAAAGAAAGAAAAGGUGAGGAGAGGAGCAGAGGGGACACCUGGUUUAUUUUCCAAACUUGGCUCCAGCUAUGGCUCCUGCUCCAGCUCCAGCUCCAGUUCCUGCCCCCGCUCCGGCUAGCACUCACUCCCACUCCCGCUCCAGUUCCCGCUCUGGCUCCCGCCCUCACUCCGGCUUUAGCACUCACUCAUGCUCCUGUGCCCGUCCUGGCUCCGGCUCCGGCUCCGGCACCCUCCCCCGCCCUCACCUCAGCUCCGGCACUCACUCUGGCUCCAGCUCCGGCUCUAGCACUCACUCCCACUCCCCCUCCCGCUCCCGCUCCAGCUCCUGCUCCAGCUCUGGCUCUAGCACUCACUCCCACUCCCGCCCCCGCCCUGGCUCCGGCUCCGGCUCCUGCUCCGACUCUAGCACACUCCCGCCCCCGCUCCGGCUAGCACUCACUCCCACUCCCGCUCCCGCUCAUGCUCCGGCUCCUGCCACUGUUCUGGAUGACACCAAUAACGCCACAUAGUUAACACACAGUGUGGGAUCGGCCAUCUGUUGACAGCUGUGGCUAAAGUGCAUGUGUGUGAAUGAGUGUAGGUAUGGUAUGUAUCUUACAGUAGCCGACCAUGGGGCCUUCAGUGGUCUCACACACACGUGCGCGCGGCUCUUGCUCCAGCUCUAGCACUCGCUCUCGCUCCCACCCCCUCUCCAGCUCCUGCCCCCGCCCCCGCCCCAGCUCCAGCUCCUGCUCCGGAAUAUUAAUUUAACAUGUUCAAUGUUGUCGUCUUUUGUCUUGCUGAAGUUUACAGACUUUUUGCACCUUAUUUGCGAAGUAUUCCAACUGGGACACGCAGAAGAAACAGGACGCCAACACUUCCACCAACAUACACACAGACAUUCUGCUGUCUGAUUCAUAAACACAGUACAACAGUCCCACAGAGGGCUGAAAAGGAACGACUUCAAGGUAUAGGGUUGGGAGAAAAAUGCCUCACCUUUUGAGGUAAGCAUGUAUCUCACUAGGUUGUGUUGAAAGAUUUGUGGUCACACACCAUACUGGCAGAAAUGAUUGUUUUAAGGUUCUUGUUUUCACAUAUAGAGCUCUACAUGGUCAGACAGCUGUUGUGUACAUCUCUGACCUGCUCCAUCCUUAUAUUACCAGUAGGUCACGUAACUCUUCUGAGCAGAGCUUACUGGUUGUCCCACUUGCACUUGUCUAAAAACACAAGGUGAUCAUGUCUUUGAAGUUGUGGCACCAUCAUUGUGGAACACUGUUCCUAUAGACAUAAGAUCAGCAUCUCUGUUAACACCUUUAAAAAGCAGCUGAAGACUCAUUAAUUCAAACUGGCCUUUGUCUCGCCUCAUAGUGUCUAGUGUUUGUAUUUUGGUCUGUUGUUGCUUGUGUUUUAUUGUUUGUUUCUUUUACUAUAUCUUACAUUAUACUAUUUUGUGGUCUCAUUUCAUUAAUAAUUUUACUCUUGUGACCUUGCUCUGUGCUAUAUUAAAUAAACUUUACUGACUUACUUACAUUGAAGCUUUUAAACCUACAAUCUGCAAUAUUUUUAUGUGAAAAUGUACUUACAUUUUGUUGAAAUGCAAGAAAAAAAAUCAGAAUGGCGGUCAUUAUAUGUUGUCACUCCAAACUGCUCUUAUCCUCCGUAAAUCCCCAUAUCAAAACACACGGUGCUUGAACCAAGCAUUGGUUCCUAUAUGUCAACAUACUGUGUAUAUGCCUAUAAAAUGGAAAGUGGGUAAAAGCACACUAUGCUCAUUAA